AAAUGUGUGACGCCACCAGGGUCAUGAACAUCACUGCACUGGAUGAUGGUGUUGGCGCAGACAAACUGACCCUCAGGCUAACUGAAGAGGAGGUCAGCCAAGGAUUGUGGGAAAUGAUGGCAAUUGAUGACACCACAGCUACCCUCAUGGCCAAGGAGCCCUUGUCUCCAGGUGUGUACCGCAUCACGCUGGAGGUAUCGGACGUGCAGGGUCUCACCUGUCCAGACGCUCAGACACUGGAGAUACAGGUGUGCACCUGUGACAAAGGUGGAAGAUGCAACUCCAAGAAAUCCCAGGAGGAGCAAACCAGCUCCUCCGUCAGAGUGGGAAUGCCCGCUAUCGCUCUCAUGCUAUUGGGCGUGGGGUUCCUGCUGUGCAAAUCAUCACCCACCGCCGCCAUCGACACGUCACAAGACAAGAAAGACAAGAGGAACAUUGGCACUUGCAUCAGGUGUAGAACGCAGAGCGCAGAUUUCGAGUACACACUGUCAGGCACAGAUUUCGAUUUCACACUGUCAGAAGCAGAAAGUCUAGAAAGUGUCUGACUAUUCAUAUUAAGGGGCAAUUUUGUUAUGCCCUUGUUCUUCCUGUCACUGCUUUUGUAUACUGCCGUAGGUAUUUUUUUGCUACUCAUAAAUACUGAAUGUUCAUU
Molecule: messenger RNA, 652 nt
Organism: Engraulis encrasicolus (European anchovy)
Lineage: Eukaryota; Metazoa; Chordata; Actinopteri; Clupeiformes; Engraulidae
Product: desmoglein-2.1-like
Exons: 2
Coding region: 3-545 (180 amino acids)
Cellular component (GO): membrane
Molecular function (GO): calcium ion binding
Source: RefSeq, a predicted model, not a curated record